CGAUCCAACCUUUUUUUUUCUUGGUGGGGUAGUUAAAGGGUUAAACAAAUUCCUCAGUAGUAUUUAACAGCAGCUGUAUGUUCAGGAUCCAUUUAUGUACACGUUCACAUUUACUUAUACCCACAGUAAAAUAAAAGUAAAGUAAUUCUACUUAAUUGCUACACCACGCGCUAUUGGGGUAGUACUGAAGUAUGGUUUAAAUUGAAUUGAUUGCAUUUAAAAAAUUGUGGUAAACAAACUCAACUAUGCAAUCUUGGGAGAAAAAAAAUAUCAUCUUGAUUUUUGCCAAACAUGCACACACAUUUCUGUUGUCGUUUCAGUUAAGGCACGUCAAUGUAUGCUAUUUCAAUCUAAGUAAUCACACAAUUUGCUUUUACUUUUAUGGUGUUUUGUUUUAACCCAAACUUCUAUUGUGCAGCACUUUCAUUGCUGCUGAAUGCUCUGUAGCAUUCUCCAUUCUCUGUCACAUUUCUCCAUAAAUAUAUACUUUUUAUAUCCUUUCACAAUGAUUUUUUUUACAAAAAUUUAUAAAAACAAUGAUGACAAUAUCAGUUAAAAAAAAACAGAAUUAUUUCAUAAUAUCAAGACGAUGGUUAUGAGGAAUGCCACGAAAAUACCCUGAUCCAUUACAGAUGAUGGUGUAGAAAAUGACCUAAUUCUUAUGCUGCUCACAAUAGUAGGCACAUUGCCUAAAUGUGUUCGCCUUAAGAUGAAAUACUAAAAUAUGAUAUGUUGUUGGACUAAUUAAUACCUAUUUUUAAACCUGAAGCUAUAAAUAUUAAUCACAUCGCCAUUCGAAUGAUAGUGAGGUAUAAUGGAAAUCUAUUUCUAUAACACAGAUUCAACUAAUAAGUGAAAAUUAGCUCGUGGAAACCCCUUAACCCCCUCGAAUUCAACUUGUGGUGGAAAAACGUUUAUUAUUUUGGUUUAAAAAUACAAACAAGUAUACUUUUCAGAUAAACAACUAGCGUCGUAUUAAUCCGCGAAGUACACGAGCAAUAGUCCUUAGGUUUACAACUUUAUUUGACAGAAAACCUAUGAUAUUAAGCGAAAUAGACGAUAUCUAUAUUCCCAAACAGAACGUGAAUGUUUAAAUAAUUGUUUUUCCAUUGAAAAUACCGAUUAAAAGAUUCCCGCACUCGUCUUUUCCCGUGACAAUAAAGGAGUUCCGGCCAGCUCUGAGGACAGGAAGCGAGGAGACGCUGAUGGCGCCCGACUAGAAAGCCGUAGCAACUAAUCGCUUUGAAACAUUUAUUUUAUUUCGCUUCAUUCUCGAGAGGGAAGAUAAAAACACACAUCUAUUCACGAGCAAACAUGGAUUCGGAGGACAUGGAAGUGGAAAGCAGCAGUGAUGUGGGGCAUUCUGGGAUGGAGGAGCCGUCUGAAAGCGGUAUGGGCAUGGAGUCUUCAGAAGCCAUGUCUGCUGAUAGCAGUGAUGCAGCGGCUCCUCCUGCGCCUGCCCCAGAAUCAGACUGUCAUGUAGGACAGAGCUCUGAGGGACUUGUGGUUUUUAUCCCAGAGACGAGCUCCAGUACUGAUGUGCGUAGAGUUCAUCUUCCAGACUCCUCUUCUGUGGCGCAGUCCACCAGUGUGUCCAGCGUCUCCACAGUGACACAGUCAGUCCUGGUGUCGGAGUCUGUCCAGGUGCUGGUUCACUCCAGUGCUGUUUCUGAAGGAGGAAUGAUGGUUUCUGACUCCACUGCUUCCACCUCCUCAGAUCUCGGCUCAGCUAUUGACAAGAUCAUCGAGUCCACGAUUGGACCCGACAUUAUGAAUGGAUGUAUUGCAGUUACAAGUGCAGAGGAUGGCAGUGCAGAAACCACACAGUAUCUGAUACUCCAAGGUCCUGAUGAUGGAGCUCCUAUGGUGGCUCAGAUGUCUUCCUCUGCACUGUCCAGCCGUAUUGCUAUCGAAGCUCUUGCCGAUGGACCCACCUCCACUUGCCUGGAUCAGCCAGACCUGUCAGAAAACCCUCAAGGCAACAUGGAGCCUGACCAGCCUGGACACUCAGGAUACCGUGAGCACGACGACGGCAGUAGCAGCAGCAGCCGCCCAGACCAACCCCAGCACUCCCAAUACAUAGACCCGGACCAGACCAGAGAGGCUCGCUACAUCCAAUGCUCUGCAGACGAACCAGACCAAACCCCUCGCCAUUCAGGGGUCACAGACUACAACCUGGCUGACUCAGAAGAGCCUUUACAGCGCUAUGCAGCUGAAUGCAGUGGUACAAACGAUAUCCCUCAGAGAAGCUCGUAUCGCUCGUCCCGCUACGUUGUGGAGUGCAGUGAUGGGUACUUGGAGUACGAAGCGGACGGAGAGGAUCGGCCUCAGCAUUCACGUUACAUCGACAGCAGUAUGGAUGACAGGGAGCACGUUUCGGCUUCUGAACAGGAAGGAGGUGCGCUAGAAGAGCCCCAGCACUCCUACAUGCCGCAGGAAUCAUUAUAUGCGGAUGAAGGAGCCGUUCAGCACUCCCUGGCGGACACUGUGGGGUCGCAGCUCAAUGAUCAGAUGGACUGCAGUGAUAACUUGCCUGGCCCGUACAUAAGUAGCAGUGGGACCUACUCUACCAACACAGAGCCUGAGGUGGUGGAGUCUGGGGUGGUGGACGAGCCUGGGCAAAGAACUCCUAACAUGGCCGAACUGGAGGAAAUGAUGGAGGUGGUGAUCGUACAACAGUUUAAGUGCAAAAUGUGCCCCUAUAAGAGCGUCUCCAAGGAUACGCUCAUCAACCACAUGAGAGACAAACACUUUAAACCAGCAGGUUCUCGUUCUGGAGGUGCUGUCUCACAUGCUGACGGUCCAGGCCAAAGGAAACGUGGACGGGGACGUCCUCGAAAAUCUGAAAGCAAAGCUGGAGCAGUGGUUGUGGUCAAGAAGGAGGAGCAGCCUGAAGAGGAAGAAGAUGACAUUGUUGAUGCAGGCGCUCUUGAUGAUCAAGGUGACAGUGAUUAUAAACCAGCUGAUGAGGAGGCCAGAUCCAGACUGGCUGUCAGUCACUUCACUCCUCCUCCUUCCUGCUCUUCAUCAUCUCCUGCAUCUACCUCACGGAAACGUCCUCGCAGGAUGGUGGGGCCUCCUCGCAAAUUUCUUCCAGAUUCAGAAUCACCAGCAGCACCAUCUGAAACCAACAAUACAGAGGAUCCUCAAGCUCCUGAAGAAGCAAGUUCCUCCGGAUUGGACAACGGAUCUUCUUCGUUUUCCAAUGGGACAGAAGUGGAACCAGGCGUCAGCCAGUCAGAUUCUGAGAACAGAGAUCCUUCAUCAAACACCAGUCCCGAUGAUCUUGAGUUCCUGCCCAAAAAACGAGGACGACCUUCCAAACGCUUCCUUCAAAAGAAGUACAAAAAAUACAUGAAUCGCAAUAAGUACUACAGAUCCCUCAAGCCUCUGCUUAGACCUCAUAACUGCUGGAUCUGUGGCUCUCGCUUUCUGUCACAAGAGGAUCUCAAGUUCCAUGUGGAUUCUCAUGAGGGAAAUGACCCUGAACGAUACAAAUGCCUUCAGUGCAGUUACCGCUGCAAACGGUGGUCUUCACUGAAGGAGCACAUGUUCAACCAUGAAGGUACAAAACCUUAUAAAUGUGAAAUGUGUGAUUACACAAGUGUUUACAAGAAAGACGUGACCCGGCACUCAGCCGUCCACAACAAAAGCAAGAGCCGAAAGAUAGAUGUGUCUUGUGUCAACCCUUCACAGGUUUCCAAAGUGUCUGAGUUUCCAUGUCCCAUCUGCAGUCGAGUAUACCCCAUGCAGAAACGCCUGACACAACACAUGAAGACACACAGCACAGAGAAACCACACAUGUGUGACAAGUGUGGGAAAUCCUUCAAGAAGCGAUACACCUUCAAAAUGCAUCUUCUCACACACAUACAAAACUGUGGCAACAGCCUGUUUAAGUGUGAGUUCUGUGAUUACACCUGUAAUGACAAGAAGCACCUGCUCAAUCAUCAGCUGUCCCACACCAACGACAAACCUUUCAAAUGUGAAGAGUGCAAGUAUUCAACAAGCAAAGAAGACUUCCUGGUGUCCCACAUCGCCAUUAAACACACUGGUGAAAAGCCCUUCUCCUGUGAAAUGUGCCACUUCACGACCCGACACAGGAAGAAUCUGCGGCUCCAUGUGCAGUGUCGCCACCCCGAGACUUUCGAAGAGUGGAGUCGAACACAUCCAGAUGAGCCGGUCCGGCGACGGCAGACGCCUGUUUUCACUGUGGAGCAGAUUGAGGAGCUGAGGUUACAGCAUGAAACCCAGGAAUUUCAAGGGACCAUUGUAACAGUGGACCCUCUUACUCUCCAAACCAUGGAGUCCAUAGGGAACACAUCUGUAUCCCAAGAUGCACUGGGCAACACUACCAUCAUUUACGAGCAAGCCCAGAACUCAGACCUCUCAGCACAGAAUGCUCUAGAUCUGCUGCUGAACAUGAGCAAUGCCAGAGAACUACAGGUGGCGGUGCUGAAAACAGAUGGCAAAGCUCUGGAGACGGGGUCAUGGUCUGGAUCUGGCUCUGGGAGUGAAGGCUCAUCCUUACAGCCUCAAAAGAUUGUAACCUUCCAUGUGUCGGAGAACGGGGACACUUUGGUGCAGGAGGCGUUUGAGACUGCAACAGGGGCUGUGGAGCAAGAGGAGACUGCUGUGGCACAGGAAGUGGAACAGGAAGUGGCACAGAUUGGCAUUGGUGCAUAUGAAGGCACUGAUUUCAGUGUGGUGGAGCAGACCUCUGAGGAGACAACACACAGCAGUUUAGAGGAGCCCUCAGCAGAGCCUCAGGUGAUGGAAGUGAGUACUGAGCCCUUGUCCAUCUCUACACCUCUCAAAGAAAAUAAAGAGAAGUUUUACGUGAGCUCAGGCUUGACAGACGGAGUCCUGCAGCAGGUGGAGCUCAGCAGUGAAGCUCCAGCAUCUCCUCCGCUGUCUCCAUCACCCCAUUCUCAACAGCUGAACACCAAGCGCUUCUCAUGUCGCAUCUGCAUGGAGGCUUUCCAUGGCCGAUCGGAUAUGGAGAACCACAAGAGGGCGCACAUCGACCCCAAAACAUUCAAAUGCCCCGACUGUGACUUCACAGCACCUUCUUGGCCAGAAGUCAAGACUCACAUGGCCUUGCAUGCAUAUUUGAGACCUCAUAAAUGCACCAGCUGCAGUUUUGCCUCUAAAAACAAGAAAGACCUGCGACGCCACAUGAUGACACACACCAACGAGAAGCCUUACUCCUGCCAGGUGUGCGGCCAAAGGUUUAACCGUAACGGCCAUCUGAAGUUCCACAUGGAGAGGCUUCACACUCAGGAGCCGUCUCCCCGUAAAGCUCGCUCCGUCCCCUCACAGCAGACCAUCAUCAUCAACAGCGAUGAAGAAGCUUUAGCCACACUGCAGAAUUUGCAGGCGGGUCAAGCGGUCAUCAGCCCAGAGAGAUUACAGCAAGCGUUGGGUCAGGAACACAUCAUUGUGGCUCAGGAUCAAAGUCUUUCUGACCAGGAGGAGGCGACAUAUAUUCAGCAGAUCACAACAGUAGAUGGACAGACCGUACAGCACUUAAUGACCGGAGACAACCAGGUCACUGAGGUCCAGUAUAUCAUCUCUCAGGAUGGAGUUCAGCAUUUGCUCCCAAGAGAGUAUGUGGUGGUAUCUGAUGGGAACCACAUUCAGAUGGAGGACGGGCAAAUUGCUCACAUUCAAUAUGAACAUGAUGGGACGUUUUUGCAAGAACAACAGAUUGCUGUGUCUCAGGAUGGACAGAUCCAGUAUGUUCCCAUCACUACCGAACAGCAGGUUGUGGCCCCUGAAGACCUGGAAGCAGUUGCACAUUCAGCGGUCACUGAUACGGCGAUGACUCAGACGGUUUACACUGAAGCCACACCUGAACAACUGGAACAACUGCAACAGCAGGGCAUCCAGUAUGAUGUCAUCACUUUUACUGAGGAGUAGAAACACGACAAACACAUUAUUUAUUAACAACAUCAACACACACACACACACACACACAGGCAGACAGAAGAAUAUUUGAAGAUCAUCUCGGCUCCAAAUGAGCAUCACAAACUGCGCUGAUCAUAAGUAACACAGACUUCUUUCACAAUCAUCAGUCAUUUAUAAGGUGAAUGUACAGUUAGAUCCUCUCAAAAAAUGAUUUAUGCCUUUGUAAAUAUUUAAAGAAAUUUAUCUUUGUGUGCCUAUAAUGUUUAGCCUUGUAAAGGAACAAGAAAUAUGUAUAGAGAAUCCUGUAUUUAAGAAGAAUAAUGGACAUGUCUCUGUGGAUGCUGCUUUAAUGACAGUCUGUAUAUAACGGUAGGCUGGAGGAUUGACAUCAAAUUGCUAUGAAACAGUUCCUAGCUGUAGCUAAAAUGCUGAUAAAGAAGGUUUUGAUCAUUUGCUGUUUCAUCUUUAGCUUCUUCAGUUUUACAGAUAUGUCUUUCUUUAAACAUGGCUACAGACAGGAACUUUAAAUGCAAACCAAAUAAAUCAAAUCCUCUUUAUCUGAAUCUAACACUGAUUUUCUUGCAUUAGUUGUGCUAUAAUAUUGUACAAUUCUGGUUUUACAAAGCUGUUGUUUGCUGCAUUUGAUGUAAUAAUAUAUAUACUUGUGCACAUAA
Danio rerio (zebrafish) is the source of this 6581-nucleotide messenger RNA. Lineage: Eukaryota; Metazoa; Chordata; Actinopteri; Cypriniformes; Danionidae. The record is from RefSeq and is a predicted model, not a curated record.